Phyllopteryx taeniolatus (common seadragon) is the source of this 1257-nucleotide messenger RNA. It is a transcript of the gene cd151, whose product is annotated as CD151 molecule. NCBI's taxonomy places the organism in Eukaryota, Metazoa, Chordata, Actinopteri, Syngnathiformes, Syngnathidae. Gene Ontology annotation, cellular component: membrane. The coding region runs from base 152 to 931 and encodes 259 amino acids. The record is from RefSeq and is a predicted model, not a curated record. The transcript has 9 exons.
AGUGUUUGCUUGAGCUAGCAGCUCCAAUUGGAGAUACAGUAAGACACUCACACAAGUGCUGCAGACAACCUCCACAGACAGAAGGAAAUCCGCAGCGGGCUGAGUGGGAUCUUGAAAGACGUUGCCACAGAAAUUAACAUUUUGAAUCAGAAUGGAAACUCGGAGGGAAAACAACAACACCUGUGGGACGAUUUGUCUAAAGUAUCUUCUCUUUAUAAUUAACAUUCUUUUUUGGCUGGCAGGGGGUGCCAUGCUGGCCGUGGGUGUGUGGACUCUGUUGGAGAAGAUCGACUACAUCAGUCUGCUCAACUCCAGCUUCUACACUGCGUCCGCUUACAUCCUAAUCGCCGCCGGGGCCGUUGUGAUCAUCAUUGGCAUCAUUGGAUGCUGUGCCUCUCUGAGGGAGAUGAAAAGUCUUCUGAUUGUGUAUUUGGUCCUGUUGCUCUGUGUUUUUCUGCUGGAAAUCGUUGCCGGGGUCUUGACAUAUAUUACCUACCAAGAGUGUUUCCCUUUCUGCCACCAGCUGGAUGAGGAACUGAGGCAAAAUCUCAAGGUGACCAUGCAGCAGAAAUACCAACAAGCUGGGGAGGAAAGCGUCACACAUGCUGUGGACAAGCUCCAUCAGGAGUUCCAGUGCUGCGGCAGUAACAGCUCCUCAGACUGGAAAGACAGUGUCUGGAUCCAGGCCGCACAGGACCAGCAACUUGUUCCCGACAGCUGCUGUAAAACUCCCAGCAGCCUCUGCGGCCUCAGAGACCAUCCCUCUAAUGUCUACAAGGUGGAGGGAGGCUGUGUUGUGAAAUUGGAGGAGUUUAUUCUCAGUCAGCUGUAUAUUGUGGGUGCACUGGGCAUUGGGAUUGCAUUUUUACAGCUAUUUGGGAUGAUCUUUACUUGCUGCCUUCAUCAAAAUCUGAAAGAUGAGCCAUACUGAUGUUGUAUUUUUUUAGUGUCAUUACCUCAUGAGCGCUUGGAGACUUACGUGCCUUCAAUUGACAAGUUUGGACUUUAAAAUUGUACACGCUUGAGCCACUUUUAUGCUGCUGGGCAGCACUUCACUGCAAAAUGUUGUCUUCCUUUCUAUGUGGAGGAUAAUGCAGAAAAAUGCUAGCUUCAUGUGGUUUUAUGUUAUUUACAUCGACUGCACUGCUGUUUUUGGUGUGUCACAUGGUUUAAAGAAAUGCACGCUCAAUAUAAUAAGAACAAUAAAAAUCAUUGUGUUAGCGUGAUUGCCAAUAAAAAGGCAUUUUAUUAUUUCUA